AGUGUUGCCGUUGCCGAUGAAUCCUUAACAGUCUUCAACGACUUGAAGUUGGGUAAGAAGUACAAGUUUGUGAUUUUCGCCCUCAACGAGUCCAAGACCCAGAUCGUGGUCGACUCCACCUCUACCGACACCGACUACGACGCCUUCUUGGAGAAGUUGCCCGAAAACGAGUGCAAGUACGCCGUGUACGACUUCGAGUACGAGAUCGGCGGUGGUGAAGGUAAGAGAUCCAAGAUUGUGUUCUACACCUGGUCUCCUGACACUGCCCCCAUCAGAUCCAAGAUGGUGUACGCUUCGUCCAAGGACGCUUUGAGAAGAGCCUUGAACGGAAUUUCCACCGACAUCCAGGGCACUGACUUCUCGGAAGUGGCCCACGAAACCGUGUUGGAAAAGGUGUCCAGAGGUGCCGGCUCCCAUUAG
Suhomyces tanzawaensis NRRL Y-17324 is the source of this 420-nucleotide messenger RNA. It is a transcript of the gene COF1, whose product is annotated as cofilin. The record is from RefSeq and is a predicted model, not a curated record. The annotation marks the transcript as partial. Lineage: Eukaryota; Fungi; Ascomycota; Pichiomycetes; Serinales; Debaryomycetaceae. The transcript has a single exon. Gene Ontology annotation, molecular function: actin filament binding. Gene Ontology annotation, biological process: actin filament severing; actin filament depolymerization; cell motility. Gene Ontology annotation, cellular component: cytoplasm; actin cortical patch; actin cytoskeleton.